Molecule: messenger RNA, 1850 nt
Organism: Lynx canadensis (Canada lynx)
Lineage: Eukaryota; Metazoa; Chordata; Mammalia; Carnivora; Felidae
Gene: CCDC184
Product: coiled-coil domain containing 184
Exons: 1
Coding region: 38-625 (195 amino acids)
Cellular component (GO): cytoplasm
Source: RefSeq, a predicted model, not a curated record
CGGACCCAGAGCCGCCACCGCCCGCUUCUGCCAUUCAAUGGAGGACGGUCUGCUGGAGAUCAUGACCAAGGACGGCGGCGACAUGCCGGCACCUCUGGAGGUGUCCACCGUGCCGGCCGUGGGGGACGUGAUCUCCGGGGAGUACAACGGCGGCAUGAAGGAACUGAUGGAGCACCUGAAGGCCCAGCUGCAGGCCCUGUUUGAGGACGUGAGGGCCAUGCGGGGGGCCCUGGACGAGCAGGCCUCGCACAUCCAGGUGCUCUCGGACGACGUGUGCGCCAACCAGCGGGCCAUCGUCUCCAUGUGCCAGAUUAUGACCACGGCGCCCCGCCAGGGCGGUCUGGGCGUGGUCGGCGGCAAGGGGAGCUUCCCGGGUGCCCGCCAAGAGCCGGAGACCCCUUCGCCUGGGAUCGGGGACAGCGGUUUGCUGGGUCGCGAUCCUGAGGACGAGGACGACGAUGAAGAAGAGGAGAAGGAGAUGCCCAGCUCCGCCACACCCACUAGUCACUGUGAGCGCCCCGAGAGCCCCUGUGCUGGUCUCCUUGGGGGGGACGGGCCACUUGUGGAGCCCCUCGACCUGCCCGACAUUACCCUGCUGCAGCUGGAGGGCGAGGCCUCUCUGUGAGGGGACUCCGAGGGGGCACUACUUUCCCGGGCUGGCUUUGGGUUUCCGAGUGCAUGACGCGAGGGGACUGAACGGUGCGGUGCAGCAUGCUUCACUCCGACCGCUGCUCAUGUGGGUCAGGCAGAGAGACUCCCUCGAGGAAGGAUUUAUAGGGUGAAGGACUUUGGGAGCGUCAAGAAUCCCUUCUGCCCAACCGAGGGAGACGUAGCAAACUGCGGAAAGGUGAGGUUCCGGGAGAGGAAGCGCCCAUCUCUGGACUCCCUUCCACCCCCUACCCUGCCCAUUCCCCCUCCCCGGUCAACAGGAGAACCCCUGAAUUGUGUAAAUAAAAUUCUGCUUUUUCUAUUCUGAAAAAGGACUUAUCUAGGACUAUGGCAAAUAAUCUCUUAACGAUUUACCUAGAAACUAAGGAAUUGGGGGUAUUCUGUUCUGGCAACAGAAAAUUUACCCUUCUGCUGAAAUCCAAGAUAUUCAGCGCUCUGCAGAAGCCUCUCCCCCUCACAGAUCUCUGCGGCUGCUGAUUGGUAAAGGAAGCUUGAGGAGGGAACUGCAGCCCUAGGAAUCUAAGUGAAUGGGGUUCCAAGGGCCCCUGGGCUGGGAGGAGCUGGCUAUGAAUGUGCAUGAAGACAUAAUAGCUCAACCUCUAGGAUUUUUGCAUGCAGAGCGGAUCCUGCCUUGUCACUGACUUCAUCUGGGAUUGCUUUAUCCACUCACUGGGGCUUAGAGAACAAAGAGCCCAGUACACAGGCAGAGACUUGGGGGUGCUCAGCAGCAGCCCAGAUUUAGGGGACGUUUGAGGGACUCUUGGAGGCUGCAGCCAAAAACUGUCUCUCUCCUGGCUACACCUGCUUAACUUCAGUUCCUUUUCCUGUCAAUUUGUCCCUGCCCGCUGCCUCUCGGUGUUGCCUCCAUAAUGUCUUGUGUGUGUUACGUAUGUCGACUUGUGCAGUAGUGUGUGAGCCCUGAGGGGCAGGGCUUGUGGCUCUGGUGUUAGGUUCAGGGGGCUUCAGACCCUUCUGUGAGCCCCAGGCUAUCAUGGCGCUUUCCCCUCUCCUUUCCUCUUUUCCCUCACAACCAGGGCAUGGAGCAUGUGGCUGUCCUGAGGUUCUUAACUGAUGUGCCUCCCUUCCACCUCCUCGAGUAGUGACUUUGUGUGCCCUUUCUCCUCCACUGUGUAUUCCUUCUCAAUGCUUUCCUUGGUGUUAACCUUAAUAAAGAGGCGUCA